Molecule: messenger RNA, 1788 nt
Organism: Cicer arietinum (chickpea)
Lineage: Eukaryota; Viridiplantae; Streptophyta; Magnoliopsida; Fabales; Fabaceae
Source: RefSeq, a predicted model, not a curated record
AUGGAACAAGAAGAAGACACGUCACCAAAAUCCCCCUUCUGGCUCCCAAAAAACGACAACAACCACCGCUGUCUCCGCCGCACAUUCUCUCUCCUCCACACAACAGCCUCCCUCCUCAUACUCCUCCUCAUAACAGCACUUGUUUUUGCACUCAUUGUGGUCCCCACAUUACGCUCUUUCACUUCAAACAUCUUCAAACCACAAGCCGUUAAACACUCAUGGGACUUUUUAAACCUUAUACUUGUUCUCUUCGCUGUCGUUUGUGGCUUCCUUACUAAAAACGACAACAACGAAACGCAAACUCCGCGUUUUGACCAAAGAACGUUUUCGAACCCUGAAACGCCGUCGUUAUGGUAUGAGAACUCUAAUCGGUCGUUUAACCGGUUGAGAAGUUUUGGAUCUUAUCCGGAUUUAAGGCAACAUUCGUUGUUGGUUACCGGCGAUGAACGGUACCGGUUUUAUGAUGAUACUCGUAUUCAUUUCCGUUAUAAGUACCCGAGAUUUGAAGAUGAAGAGCUUCACCGGGAAACAGUUAGUUCCGGUGAAGUUUAUCGAUCUCCAAUGUGGCAACCGGAGAAUAAACCACCGUCGGAUUCUCGAAUUGAAGAUAUUGGAAGAAACGUUGAGCGGACACAUCAAGUGGAAACUAAUGAGAAACUUGAAAUAAAUGAUUUCGUAGGCGAGAGUUCAGAACCACCGGUGCCGGAAUCUCUACCGGCGGUGAGGAAGAAGAAGAAUAGGAUUGGAUCUAAAGAAAGCCUGGCAGUAACUUCUGAAGAUUUUUCCGCUUCGCCGGUGCUGCAACCGGAGCUAAUUCCGCAGCCGCCGUGUUCUACAGACCAGUCAUCGGAAUCUCUACGGACGGCGAGGAAGAAGAAAAGUAUGAUUGUAUCUAAAGAAAACGUGGUAUCGGUCGCUUCUGAAGAAUUUCUGGCAUCGCCGGUGCUGCUACCGGAGGUAGAUCCGCAACCGCCGUCUUUUACAACUCCGCCUCCGCUGACGAGAGCGAAAGCUGUUCGAAGAAAUGUCAAGCGAACAUAUCAACCGGAGCAAAAUGAUGUUGUCGCCGAGAAUUCUCAACUGCCGCCGUCUCCGCCGUUACCGGCGGACAGAAAGGUUCAUAUUCUGGUUAAGAAGAAAAGAGGGAAUGUAACUAAAGAGUUUCUAACCUCAUUGAGAGGAAAGAAGAAGAAACAAAGGCAAAAAAGUGUUGAAAAUUUUGAGACCAUUCUAAAUUCUCAAUCUCAACCACCACCGCCGCCUCCGCCUCCGCCACCGUCAGUUUUUCACAACCUAUUCUCUUCAAAUAAAAGCAAACACAAAAAACACUACCUUGUUCCUAUGGCACCCCCCAAGAGAGACCAUUCUCAGUAUAGAUUGAAAGAUAAUGUGAAUGUGAUGAAUAGUGGUAAUGAGUCACCAUUGAUUCCUAUCCCACCGCCGCCGCCUCCCCCGCCGUUUAAGUUACCGGCGUGGAAGUUUAGAGUUCAAGGUGAUUUUGUUAGGGUAGAUAGCAUUGGAAGUUCAAGGAGUGGUUCACCUGAUUCAGAUGAAAUUGCUGAGUCACCAAUUAGUCCUUAUGCCCCAAAUGGUGAAGAGUUUGCAUCUGAAACUGCAAAUUCAAGUGGAGCUUCAUUGUUUUGUCCUAGCCCAGAUGUUGAUACCAAAGCUCACAACUUUAUUCAGAAUUUCAGAGCUGGGUUGAGGAUGGCUAAGAUGAAUUCCAUGAAGGAGAAGCAUGGAAUUGGGAGGUCCAAUCUUGGUCCUUUACCAAACUCUUUAAACUGA